AUGAAGAGAAGUCUCGUCUAUUCGGAACGGAGGAAAAUGUUCCUAACGAACGAGGAAUACGCGUCCAGUUCUUCGAGAAAGAAAUUCAGGUUUGACAGCGACUCCGAUUCUUCAGUAACUUUUUCACCAGCUGACAGGAACAAACCUUUUCACCUACAAUCACACGAACCCGGUAGUGACGUGGAUGCUACUUCCAAUAAGGGAUCGACAAGUGACGCUUCAUGGCCGUGGUGCUCCACGCCUGCAGCCACAGAACAAGAGUGUGCCGCGUCGAUAAUAGGGUGUCUGUCCCUUUCGGAUAUUAUGGAAGCCGACCUUUCGCACUCGGAAGCACCGCCAUCUACGACGGAGGAAACGCAGUUAGUUUCACAGUUGCCCCCCGACAAUCCAGAAAGGGAGGAGAAAGAAUCUAUACCAUUUUAAAAAAUAAAUGGUUACUUCUUUAAUGAACAACUUUUUACAUAAAUAACAUAAAAUUUAUAUCAUGUCAACAGAAUAGUACAAAAUAAAAUUAUUUUUCACAUUA
This is a messenger RNA of Bemisia tabaci, 526 nucleotides long. The record is from RefSeq and is a predicted model, not a curated record. NCBI's taxonomy places the organism in Eukaryota, Metazoa, Arthropoda, Insecta, Hemiptera, Aleyrodidae.